Molecule: messenger RNA, 3589 nt
Organism: Hyaena hyaena (striped hyena)
Lineage: Eukaryota; Metazoa; Chordata; Mammalia; Carnivora; Hyaenidae
Gene: TFCP2L1
Product: transcription factor CP2 like 1
Exons: 16
Coding region: 68-1537 (489 amino acids)
Biological process (GO): regulation of transcription by RNA polymerase II
Cellular component (GO): nucleus
Molecular function (GO): DNA-binding transcription activator activity, RNA polymerase II-specific; RNA polymerase II cis-regulatory region sequence-specific DNA binding
Source: RefSeq, a predicted model, not a curated record
CAGGUCGGUGCGGCCCGCGGCCGGUUCGCUGCCACGCCCGGGGCGCGGCGCGCGCGGAGCCGCAACCAUGCUGUUCUGGCACACGCAGCCCGAGCACUACAACCAGCACAACUCCGGCAGCUACCUGCGGGACUUGACUAGUGCUCUUCAGAGGGACAACGACGUGCUCGCCCUGCCCAUCUUCAAGCAAGAGGAGCCGCAGCUGUCCCCUGAGAACGAGGCCCGCCUGCCGCCUCUGCAGUAUGUCUUGUGUGCUGCCACGUCCCCUGCCGUGAAGCUGCAUGAGGAGACCCUGACCUAUCUCAACCAAGGUCAGUCCUAUGAAAUCCGGCUGCUGGAGAACCGGAAGCUGGGAGACUUUCAAGAUCUGAACACAAAAUAUGUCAAGAGCAUCAUCCGAGUGGUUUUCCAUGACCGCCGGCUGCAGUACACGGAGCACCAGCAGCUGGAAGGAUGGCGGUGGAGCCGGCCCGGGGACCGCAUCCUGGACAUCGAUAUUCCACUGUCUGUUGGUAUCUUGGACCCCAGGGCCAGCCCAACCCAGCUGAACGCUGUUGAGUUUUUGUGGGACCCUUCGAAGAGAGCCUCUGCGUUCAUCCAGGUGCACUGCAUCAGCACAGAAUUCACCCCGAGGAAGCACGGGGGCGAGAAGGGAGUGCCUUUCCGGGUACAGAUCGAUACAUUCAAGCAGAACGAGAACGGGGAGUACGCGGCACACUUGCACUCUGCCAGCUGCCAGAUCAAGGUGUUCAAGCCCAAGGGAGCCGACCGGAAACAGAAGACCGACCGGGAAAAGAUGGAGAAGAGGACUGCCCAGGAGAAGGAGAAGUACCAGCCGUCCUACGAGAGCACCAUUCUCACCGAGUGCUCCCCGUGGCCCGAGAUGGCCUACCAGGUGAACAGCGCCCCGUCCCCCAGCUACAAUGGUUCUCCAAACAGUUUUGGCCUCGGCGAAGGGAACAGCUCUCCGACCCACCCAGUGGAGCCCCUGCCCUUAGGCAGUGACCACCUGGCCCCGUCGGCCUCCAUCCAGGACGCCCAGCAGUGGCUGCGCCGCAACAGGUUCUCCCAGUUCUGCCGGCUCUUCGCCAGCUUCUCUGGUGCUGACUUGCUGAAGAUGUCUCGUGAUGAUUUGGUCCAGAUCUGCGGCCCCGCAGAUGGGAUCCGGCUCUUCAAUGCCAUCAAAGGCCGGAAUGUGAGGCCAAAGAUGACGAUAUACGUCUGCCAGGAGCUGGAGCAGAACCGAGCACCUUUGCAGCAGAAGCGGGAUGGGGGUGGGGACAGCAGUCUGUGCGUGUACCAUGCGAUCUUCCUGGAGGAGCUGACCACCUUGGAGCUGGUGGAGAAGAUUGCCAACCUGUACAGCAUCUCCCCCCAGCACAUCCACCGCGUGUACAGGCAGGGCCCCACGGGCAUCCACGUGGUGGUGAGCAAUGAGAUGGUGCAGAAUUUCCAAGAUGAGUCUUGUUUUAUCCUCAGUACCUUGAAAGCUGAGAGCAACGAUGGCUACCACAUCAUCCUGAAAUGCGGCCUCUGAGCAGAUGUAGAGUGUGUGAAGUAGGGCCUCCCCUCCCCCUCCCAGCCCCACGGACUCCCUUGGAUGUAGAAACUGCACCACCGUCUGCCUGGCAAGCUGCGGCUCGGAGGGAUGUGGCCUAGUAACCAGCAGAACCCCGCGGACGCAGUCUCUGGUGUACGGAGAGCCAACGGCUCCUCUCUCCCUUCCUCCCAGCCUCCAGCUUUGGAAUGUUCCUUGUCCUUUUCUCCCAGCGCUGCGGUCCUAAAGAGGCAUAUGGCAAGGGGCACCUUCUCUGAAACCCCUCGCUCCCUUGUUGGGCGCCAGUUCGCUGCAUAUCUCGGGGCCUUCUGACCGUUCCCCCUGCCUCCAGGGAAGGCCAUGCCCCCCCCUGACCUUCACCUUUUCUGGUGACCGGCCCCGUGACCGGGAGUGCUGACUGGGUGCGGGUGCUUUGCCACCGUUCUGCCUUCAUGUUGGUUUCCCUUCUGCGCGACCCUGGUGGGCAUCCGUCCUUCUGCUUCUUGGACGGAUUGGCAAGAAGGGGAUUUAUUCUGUGCCUUCUGCGUCCUUCACCUUGACUGCCUUUCUAAGGACCUGCUUUUGCAGUGCCCGGCGAGGGUCUCUGCGUUGGUAAUGCUGGUGGAGCACCAGCCCCGGAGACCUAGGUCUCUGCCCUUGGGAGGAAGAAGGAGAGGAUAGAACCACUCUUUUCGGGUCCAUUCUCAUGAGUAUGAAAGGGAUGAGGACACAAUAUUUUUCUUGAGCUCCUUUUAUGUGAUUUUAUACCCUAAGCAGUCAUGGAUAAGGAGGAUUAGGAAAUGAACGUUCGCCGGUAUGAUCAGUCGACCAUGAUCAUGACAAGUCAUGAUAGCGGGCCCUCCUGGAUGGACUUCACCAUGUCCCAUUUAGACCUCUGUUAACCACUGCCAUACUUGCCAAGUUUCCUAGGGACUUCAUCUGUCCUGUGCGGCCUCGACUGAAAUGUUUAUCUUUUUUCAUGUGUGGAGGGGUUGCUUAGGCCAUUUUGCCUGCAUUGGAGUGGUUGGAUCGGCUUUGUUAGUGGCUUAAUUAUGGAGACAUUUGAUUAUCAGUAACCAGGAAACUCAGGAACUAGUCUUUGUCUGUUUCCCAGCGAUCUGCACUCCUUCCUCACUUAGGUUUAUCUUCCAAAGAUUUGAGAAGCCUGUGAUCAACAGCAGGAUUUUACAACUUCUAGAGUGGAGCUUUAGGAAGAUACACUGCUAGCAUCAAAGAUGAGCGGAACCCGGGAGACCUGGCCUUCACAGUUGGGGAAAAUGACAUGUAGAGGGGUAGAGCCAUCUGCCUGAUAUCACAUAGUGACAGGGCAGUGAUGUGAAUUUAUAAUAUAAAUCAAGACCCUUCUAAGGGUGAAGGGGACUCUCUAAUACUUAGGUUGGGAUGGCAGGGGUGGUGUUCCUCUGGAGGAAAACGGGCUCCGGAUUCCUUUCCCAUCUGCGGGGAGGGUGCGGGAGCAGGUGGCAGCUUUAUCGAGAUGUAAUCCACAUGCAAUACGGUGCACCCAGUUAGAGCCUACAGCUCUAUGGUUUAGUAAAUUCAGAAUCAGCCCAUUCAAUUUUAGGACAUUUUCCUUACCCCCAAAAGGAACCCCGUUCCUUUUAGCAGUCACCCUCCCACUUACCCCCCAACUCCCCUAUCCUGUGCGACCACGAAUCUACUUUCCAUAGAGAUUUACCCGUUCCGGACAUCUCACGGAUGUGGGAUUACAGUGGCCUUUUGUUUCUGGCUUUUUUUUUUUUUUUAAACUAGCAUAAUGUUUCCUAGGGUCAUCCAUGUUAAACAUGUAUUCACACAUCCGUCCUUUCCAUAACUGUAGAAUUGCAUUCUCUGGCUACAUGUACCACAUUCUGUUGAUCCGAUCGUUAGCUGAUUAAUACAUGGGUUACUACUUUUUGGCCAUUGUGAAUCAUGCUGCUAUGAACACAUUUGUACAGGUUUUUGCGUACAGAAUAUGUUUUCAUUUCGUUUGGGUGCAUCCCUACGUGUGGCAUCUCUGGGUCCUUACAGAAUAAACAUAAAGUCUAUGUUUAA